Psammomys obesus (fat sand rat) is the source of this 429-nucleotide messenger RNA. RefSeq names its product alkaline ceramidase 1 (gene Acer1). Gene Ontology annotation, molecular function: hydrolase activity, acting on carbon-nitrogen (but not peptide) bonds, in linear amides. Lineage: Eukaryota; Metazoa; Chordata; Mammalia; Rodentia; Muridae. The record is from RefSeq and is a predicted model, not a curated record. Gene Ontology annotation, cellular component: membrane. Gene Ontology annotation, biological process: ceramide metabolic process. The transcript is spliced from 4 exons. Bases 1 to 429 code for a protein of 142 amino acids.
AUGGAAGAUACUCAGAUCAGCAUGACUGAGUUCAGCAAUGUGUUCUUCCUUAUCUUUGGACCCCUCAUCAUGUUCCUCAUGCAUCCGUACGCUCAGAAGCGCACCCGGGCCGUCUAUGGAGUCUCGGCCCUCUUCAUGGUCGUAGGUCUGUUCUCCAUGUAUUUCCACAUGACCCUGAGCUUCCUGGGACAGAUGCUGGACGAGAUCUCCAUCCUGUGGUUACUGGCCAGCGGGUACAGCGUGUGGAUGCCCCGUUGCUACUUCCCCAAGUUCACCAAGGGGAACAGGUUCUACUUCAGCUGCCUGGUAGUUUUGACCACUAUGAUCAGCACCUUCCUGACGUUCGUGAAGCCCACAAUCAAUGCAUACGCACUCAACAGCAUCGCCAUACACAUUCUCUACAUUGUGCGCAAAGAGUACAAGAAGUGA